AAUUUCGAAACGGAAGUAAAUUUUAGACUGUACCAAAAAUGGCAGCGGUGCGUGGUGUAAAUCUGCUGCAAAGCGAGCUUGAAAAAGCUAAGGAGGGUUUGAGAGGGCUUGAUGAUAACAUCAGAAAGCUAACAGGAAGAGAUCCAGAUGUACCAAGGCCGCAGGGACCAGCUCGUAGAGUCUCAGUGGGGAAUACAUCAAGGGAAUUUCAACCCAGGGGAGAAGGCAACACAAGGAUGGCUGAGAAUCGCUUAUUCAACAUUGCAAGAAGAGGGAUUCAACCAGGAGACCAGCGACCCAGACCAAGUAGAGGAGGAGCCUUUGCAAGACUGGGUCCAAUGCGUCGAGGUCGAGCACGAGGACAGGACAGCGGGGAUGAGGAGGACACCAGAAACAGACCCGCUCUCCAGUCAUCAGUGGUUGCCACUACCCCCCGGGAAGAACGUUCAAGAACAGUCUCAAUUGAGGCACAAAAUAAGGACAGCAGAGGACAGGCCAGAAACAGAAGAAUGUUUGGCAUGAUACUAGGAACGCUUCAGAAGUUCAAAGAUGAGUCGAAAGAAUCUAAAGAUAAGGAAGAACAGAGGGUCAAGAUAGAGAAGAAGCUAGAGGAGAAAUUCCUGCAGGAGAAAGAAGAGAUAAUUCAGGAGAGAAGAGAACUCUUCCUGGAGAGGCGGCGCAAACAAGUCCGCAUUCGUACCAUCGAACAGAAGAUGGAGAUGGUUCAUAAUCAUGAAAACUGGGAGCGAGAAACGAAGAAGUUACAGAACUUUAUCCUGACUAAGGCCAAACCCUGCUUGUUUUACAUGCCCAAAAUCCUUACAGAAGAUUCAGAAUCUAAACUGGAGGACACCAAGUCAGCUGUUGAUGCUAUGAUAGAAAACCGCCGCAAAAAACUUGAAGAAGAGAUCAAUGAGAUGAUGAGCCAUGUGGGAGGUGACAAAGACGAUGAAGGGGAAGACGACGAUGAUGAAGACGAUGAGGAGGAGGAUGAUGGUAGUGGAGAGGAGGAAAGUGGGGGAGAGGAGGGGGUGAAAAGAGAUGGGAAGGAGAACAGGGAGAAAGGGGCUGGAGAGGGGGUGGAGGAGAUGGAGGGGGUGAGUGUUAGUGAGCGUGAAUUGAGGGAUAAAGAGAGGGAGCAAAGGGAUCGGGACAGGAGGAUGAAGGAGAAACAAAGGGAGGAAAGGAUCAGGGGAAGGCAUGUGAGUAAGGAGGAGGUGGUGAGGGAGGAUAGGAGUGGGGGAAGAGGGGAUAGGAGUGGGGAAAGGGAGGAUAAGAGUGGAGGGAGGGGGGAAAAGAGUGGGGAGAGGGAGGAUAGGAGUGGGAGGAGAGGGGAUAGGAGUGGGGAAAGGGAGGAUAAGAGUGGAGGGAGGGAGGAUAGGAGUGGGGGGAGGGGGAAUAGAAGUGGGGAAAGGGAGGACAGGAGUGGAGAGAGGAUUAGGAGCAAGAGUGGGGAACACAGGGAGAAACCUAGAGAAAGAGAUAGGAGACAUUCUAGGUCGAGGUCUAGAAGUAAGGGAAAACAUAGGUCGGGGAGUAGAGAUAGGCAUAGGUCAGGCAGGAGAGAGAAGAGAGAUAGACAUCGUAGUGAGGAUGGAUCUAAGUUAAGAAGAAGGUCAAAGGGGGAGGGUUCUGGUAAGGCUGAGAAAACUUCAAAAGUGUGGGAACCAAUGGAAGAUGAAGAGGAGGAAGAGUUUGUGGGAUCCAAAGAGCAGGACCCUAUCAAAGAAUCAGGUGAUAGUAUUCAGAGUCGAAUGUUAAAAAUUGCAGGUAUUGAAAGAGUGCCAGGAAUUUUGGGAAAGAAUGAUGCGAAUGAGCGUGGGAAAAUUGGGGAGAAUGAAAAACAGAAUAUGUCCGCUGAAAUCCCUCGAUCAAUAAAAACCAAUUCUGAAGAUGAGCAAAAUUUUGUGGACUCUGAAAUGAGCGAGGCUGUCAAGUGAUGACAAGUACAUAAGUAUUGUUUUCGGGGCAUGUAUAUUAUUUCAAGUCUUUGCUGAUGCAACUUUUCAUUACAAUAUGAUUUCCUCAUUUAUUUAAAACAUUGAAUUAUUCACAUUCAUAAAUUAAAACAAUAAGCAUGUUUCCCAGUCACUUUAAAUGGGCAAAGUAAUGCCAUGAUAUCAAAAUUUCAGAACUUAACCAAAGGAUGAUAGUAAAUUGUUCAAUCUAAUUAUUACUUAGGUUUUGUUUUACACCUGGUUGUAAAUAUUUCAAAAGCAUGGUUUAACAUGUACAAGCUUUCGCUAUAAAAAACAACCUUAAUUUUUGUAAUAAAUCAGAUAGAUGCUGAAAUACCAUCCCAGCCUAGGUUAAAAUGAAAAAUUUCUCUUUACACCUCAAGAGGUAAAAAAUGUUAAUCUUAAAAGUUUAUUGAUAAAAGGCUUUAAAGAAUUGAAGUACCGGUACUGAUAAUAAAAACUUAAGAGCACUUACCUUUGGUUGAUGCCAUGGGCAAGAUGAUCAUUAAUUACAAAUGAAUUACAAUAAUUAUGAAUUUAACCAGAAACUGGUAUUUCAUGGGUUUUCACACACUGGGGCCCAUACUAAGAUUCUUGGGGUAAAAAGCUUUAAAAAUAGUACUCCUGAUUACAACAAUCCUGCAGUAAUGAUAUGAGGCCAUUGGUGCACUUGAGGGUUUAAAUUUUAGCUUUUAAGACUUUUCAAUGGAAAAUGUACUUCCGGAAUAAGUAAAAUAAUUUCCAUGCGAAACCUUUGAAUUUGACGUUUUCAUCUGACAAAAAAAUAGAUAAAUAUCCUUGAUUUUGGCACCAAAUUUGUAAUACCUGCUGCACAAAUGUACAGUCUAACCCUGUUGGCUAGAAUUUGCCUGGCUUGAUUUCCUUAUUGACUUCGAUUUUUGCGAAGCUUGAUGUAUUUUCGGCGGACCCUGGGAAUUCGAGCCAACUGGGUUCAACUGUAUAUGAUACAAAUCAUUAGCGCUUUAAUAUAAAAAAAGUAAUCUAUAUUUAAACAGAUGCUUUUUAUUUUAUAUAUAUGAAAUCUUCCCCCUUUAUGUUUUUCAGCUAUUUUCCAGCACUAUUUCAUUAAUAUACAUGUAUGUAUGUAUUGGUAUGUCAGUUCUAGAAAUUCAGAGCCUGAAAUUUCUCCUUCUUUCAGCUAGGGUGAUUUUAAAUCGACAAUAUGUUUAACAUGUGAACAGUCUUGUACUAAUGUACUAGGAAAUAAUUACUGGUAUGAGGAAAUUAUGCAAGUAUAUUGAACAGUGAUUAAAUGUCUGGUUGUAAUCAACCGCACAUCUCAGUUAUAUAAAACACAACUAUGUCUGUUCUUUAAUGUGUUUUUUUCUUGUUUCUGUAGAAAAUCUUUGAAUAAAGUCUGCUGCAUUUCAUCUUUUAUUUCUGAAAUUCUCAAUGUUUUUUUGUUUUAUUUUGAUAAAUAAACUGUCUGCUAAACUUGCAGUUGUUCAAAUGAUUAUCAUCUUAAAGCAUUUUCAGAUUUUAUUUAUAAUACAAGGGAAUGAUAUGAAUUUAUUUUGCAUCAUUUUAUUUUUUAAAAAUAAGCAACAUAAAAAAACAUACUAAAAAACUAACAUUUAAAAAAAUGCUGUCAAAUUUUCUUUUCGUCAUUUGCAACUGUUGUUAUGUACUGUAGAUAUAAGAUAUAUUUGUGUAAAUAUGUUCAUUGUAAAUAACUCUUCUUUUGAGCGUACAUUUUAAUAAA
Mya arenaria is the source of this 3681-nucleotide messenger RNA. Its product is annotated as pinin-like. NCBI's taxonomy places the organism in Eukaryota, Metazoa, Mollusca, Bivalvia, Myida, Myidae. Gene Ontology annotation, cellular component: catalytic step 2 spliceosome. The coding region runs from base 39 to 1940 and encodes 633 amino acids. The transcript has 9 exons. The record is from RefSeq and is a predicted model, not a curated record.